AUGGGCAUAGGCGUAGACGUAAGGGCGAGUGUGGGCGUGUUUGCGGAUGCCGAGCGCGCGAUUCGCGUCAGAGUAGCUGUAUGUUCUGGGGUUGUUUGGGGCAACGGAACUCUCGGCGCCGGCUCUGGCUGCAUGCAGACGCGGCCGGCAAACGAAUUCGCUCACCCCGGCUGGCCUGACCUAUCAGACGAGGACGAAGACGACUACGGAUACGCCAAGAAGGCACCUCGUAAGCAGGCCACUCGCUCUCCGACCAAGAAAAGGCAGGCCAAGAAGAAGCAGCCCUCAAAAGCAGCCUUGAAGCAGGCCGCUAUCGACAACGUAGCACGCAUCGAGAACAAAGCCGCCGCAGAGGAAGAGCAAGCCGCCGCGGAGCGCAAGGGCAUCCGAGCCGCACGCAUGGGUCGACGGAACGGGCGCAAGAAGGCUACGAAGGACGAGGAGGCGGACACUGAGCCCCCGGAGGAGGACAAGGACGUGGACUUCCCGCCUACCGACGAACCCGCUGCCCCCACUGACGAUGUUGAGCCAGCGACAGAGUUCGAUGGCCCCGAAUCAUCCCCCAACCCCGCAAAGACUCGCCGUCAGGAGAAGGGAAAGGCUCCGCUGCGUCGCCUGAGGCACUACGAUGAGGACGAUCCGGAGCUCGACGACAACGAAGAUGCAUCGGAUAGGGAAGAGCUCGCGCCCCGGUACCGAAUAACAUACGAGAACAUGUCGAUUGGGAGCGACGACGAUGGGUCCCAGCGCCCGUACUAUCGGUUCUCCCCUAUCCUUCCUGAUGAACUCGACGACAACGGCCACGACAACAACGACAGCCCGAAGGCUUCCAAGUCCGCCAAGUCCGCCGCUCGGAGCAGCCACGCCAAGGGCAACACAAAGACGAAGACAAAGACAAAGACGAAGGACGUCACCCCGCCUCCGGAUGAGCACGACGACAACAUGGACGUCAGUGACGCCAAUGCGAAGGGACCAAAGCCCAAGAAGCCCGCCGCUCGCACUGGGCGUCCCGCUACGAGCAACGCCAGGACUACAAGGGCGAAAGCGAAAGCGAUGGCCAAUGCCCCGCCCCAGGACGACAACAACAUGGACGUCGACAAGGACGUCGAGCCGGAGCCCCCGACGAAGGCUAAGAAGCUGAGCGGUCGAGCGGCUGUCACUGAAGCCCGCACGCGUGUAUCGGUCGAGAUCAGUAAGCCUGCUGGCGGGAAGCGCAAGGGGGCGCCGAGCCUACCAGACACCCCGCGCAAACCAUCGGCGGGCAAGAAGUCGAAGACCGCACCUCCGCAGACACCACCGGCUGAAUCUGAUGAAGAGUACGUCCCUCUACUCGCCGCAGAGCUAGUCCACGCCCCCACCGACGCCCCCACCGCGGCGAAAACCCGCUCCUCGUCCUGUGAACCGGGGCAACGCCUCCUCAAAGACGGCACCGUCCCGUCCAUCGUCCCGCCCCCAGUCAUCCAUCCCCGAGUCCCGACCCCCGUCACGUUCCGCAUCAGCCCAUCCCGACUCGCAUCCGCCGCCUUCCCGUCUGGGGUCAUCUCGUCCAUCGUCACACCCACCACCAGCUUCGUCGACUGCGCCAUCUCGCUCUCAGUCCCGUCCAUCAUCGCGCCCGCCGCAAGGCUCUUCGGCGGCACCAUCACGCUCUCAAUCCCGUCCGUCGUCACGCCCGCCGCAAGGUUCUUCGGCGGCGCCUUCUCGCUCCCGAUCUCGACCCCCGCAAGGCUCGUCAGCAGCGCGUGCAGGCUCACCAGCUCGAUCUCGAUCUCGAUCUCGCCCACGAUCGCAUCCGACUGCGCCGUCGUCCGCCUCGCAUCCCAUAGAGGACGAUGCUGCAUCACCGCCGCCGUCAUCGCCGCAGCCAACGCUGCCCCGCACAAGGAAGUCGAAUUCGGGAGGCCAGGCAUCAGCGGCGUCAAGCAAGACGGCCGCAGCGUCAAGCAAGACGGCCGCAGCGUCGAGCAAGACGGCCGCAGCGUCGAGCAAGACGGCCGCAGCGUCGAGCAAGACGGCCGCAGCGUCGAGCAAGACGGCCGCAGCGUCGAGCAAGACGGCCGCAGCGUCGAGCAAGACGGCCGCAGCGUCGAGCAAGACGGCCGCAACGUCGAGCAAGACGGCUGCGGCGUCGAGCAAGACGGCUGCGGCGUCGAGCAGGCCGGCCCCGGCAUCGAGCAAGACCGCCGCAGCGUACGUCGGGUCUCUCCGCUCGUCGUCCACGCGACUUACAUCAACAUCUUGCCAGCCACCGUCGGGGGUAUCAAGGCGUCCUUCAAGUCUUCCAAGUCGAACUCAGCCACCGCCACCAAGUCGAAGGCCUCACAGCCGCCCCAGGCUCCGCCCGAAGAUGAAGGCGGUAUGCGGGAGGCCGGUCUCGAUGACGAGGACGAGACUGUGGAGCAUGAUGCGCUCGACGAAGAGGAUCGGCGUUGGGGCGCGAAGGUGCUCGUUCCGACUCGUGCUGAGGUCUUCACACGUAUCACUCCGCUCAACAACAGCAUCGCCGCCGACGGCAAGCCGAAGAAGCGGAAGAAGUUCACGAACAGGGAUGUUCCAGAUUCCCUCCGCGCACGUUUCAACACGGUGCUGCUCCCUCUCGUGAGGGAGUACGUCGGAACUCUUCCGCCGUGGACCGGGCUCUCCCUGACCGAGAAGCAGUCCUUGGUGAAGAGAGUCUGGCCGGAUUACAAUUACACCGUUCGUGCGAACGAUGUCGUCCAUGAUCUGGCAAGUGUUGCCAUGUGCGUAUGGCAUAUCGACUACCGCAUCCAGGAUCUGCAUGCCGCAUUCAGGAAGACCGCCCUAGCGGUCGUCAGUCGCUACUUCGAUGGGAACCUGCAGCCGGAGGUCUACGACUUUGCGACGCCUGAGGGCCGCGCCGAGUUCUGCAACACCGAGCUUAACAAGGGCGACGACAAGGACCUGCCGCUUCUCUUUGCCGAUGCUGAAAAGCGUACGCUGCUAACACGGGGCCAGGGGCGGUUCGAGAACCCGUUGAUCUUGGAGAUCUUCGGCAUCGUCCACUUCGACAUGCUCGCCGACAUCCCCGAGGACAACUUGAGUGACGCUCGUCCGGUCGGUUCCCUCAUCAUGGCCAAGCUCGCCCUCGAAUUUGCGCUCACCCACUGGCGCUCGGGGAACCUGCGUGUGCCCAAGGGCGUCCUUGGGUACUUCUCCAAGGAGAACUGGGGCGACAGCACCGUCUGCGAGCGUGGUGUGCCGCGGGUGGUGCGGAAGGGCUCGUUCUUCGUGAACACGGUGUCUAGCUUCACUGACGAGAAGUGGGACCGUAUCCUCGAGGGUGCCAACGGGUACUGGCUGGAUUCUCGAUCGCGCGGUGAGCCCGAUAGCACCUACGCGCAGUGGGACGGGGACGGCGACGACCACGAGGACGACGACUUUGUGCUGGAGUCCGGCUAG
Molecule: messenger RNA, 3420 nt
Organism: Trametes versicolor FP-101664 SS1
Lineage: Eukaryota; Fungi; Basidiomycota; Agaricomycetes; Polyporales; Polyporaceae
Exons: 12
Coding region: 1-3420 (1139 amino acids)
Source: RefSeq, a predicted model, not a curated record